AUGGCUGUGGCACUGGUGUGGACCGUGGCCGUGCUGAGCCUCAUCCCCCUGGUCCAGGCUGAACCCUCAGCCUGUGAUCUUCCCGAGGCCCGGAUCCUAGACAACUCCACAAUGACCAAGUUGACAGGACAGUGGUUCCUCACGGCCGCCACCCUACAUGACUCCAAAUUCAGGGACGUGUUGAAGGGGGUCCAGACCUCCUCCAUGUUCCUGUAUCCUAGCCUGGCCAAUGAUAAAUUCCGUAUGAAGUUCUACAUCAGCAGCCGGGAAUUGGGUGCCCAGAAGAUGGAGUGGACAUGCUACCCGUGGCCUGCCUGCGAUGCCAACACAGGAAUGGACACCCCUUCUUCUGGCCUCAUCUCCUCCUCUAAUGGUGGCAUCUGUGUGCACAACCAGACCACCUUCUAUGUCAACCGAAGCAAGAGGACCUUGUUCCGGAAGACUCGGAACAGGACCCUGAGCCAAGAACAGCAGGAGGAAUUCCAAGCCCAAGCCUUGUGUGAAGGAUUCAGCAGAAAUGAAACCAUUUUCUUUCUGAGGGAGGAGGAUGUAUGCCAGCUGGUGGUCAGAAACGAGGAGCUGGAGGAAAAGGAAAAAAGGAAGGAAAAGAAAAAACAGGAAGAGCAGCCAGGUGUUCUCCCAAGCAUUUAG
Molecule: messenger RNA, 651 nt
Organism: Tachyglossus aculeatus (Australian echidna)
Lineage: Eukaryota; Metazoa; Chordata; Mammalia; Monotremata; Tachyglossidae
Product: alpha-1-acid glycoprotein-like
Exons: 6
Coding region: 1-651 (216 amino acids)
Source: RefSeq, a predicted model, not a curated record